Messenger RNA from Microtus oregoni (creeping vole), 5767 nucleotides. RefSeq names its product calcium voltage-gated channel subunit alpha1 A (gene Cacna1a). The transcript has 41 exons. The record is from RefSeq and is a predicted model, not a curated record. Gene Ontology annotation, molecular function: high voltage-gated calcium channel activity. Lineage: Eukaryota; Metazoa; Chordata; Mammalia; Rodentia; Cricetidae. Gene Ontology annotation, biological process: calcium ion import across plasma membrane; chemical synaptic transmission. The annotation marks the transcript as partial. Gene Ontology annotation, cellular component: voltage-gated calcium channel complex; membrane; neuronal cell body.
GACUGCACUCUGGCAGGCUCACGCAGGCCCCUGCACGUCUCGUGGUCACAACAGAUGAGCGGCAGCCUUGACGGGCCAACUCUGAAACGGCGUGGUGGCGUGGUGGACCACCGGGAUGUCAUCUUGGCCCACCAAGCGCACAAAAUGCAUAGCACCCCUCAGGCCAGAAGGAAAGAGUGGGAAAUGGCCCGCUUUGGAGACGAGAUGCCGGGCCGCUACGGCGCAGGCGGAGGAGGCUCAGGGCCGGCCGCCGGGGUGGUCGUGGGCGCCGCGGGCGGCCGAGGAGCCGGGGGCAGCCGGCAGGGCGGGCAGCCCGGAGCGCAGAGGAUGUACAAGCAGUCGAUGGCGCAGAGAGCGCGGACCAUGGCCCUCUACAACCCAAUCCCCGUCCGCCAGAACUGCCUCACGGUCAACCGCUCCCUGUUCCUCUUCAGUGAAGACAACGUGGUGAGAAAAUACGCCAAAAAGAUCACAGAAUGGCCUCCCUUCGAGUACAUGAUCCUGGCCACCAUCAUUGCCAACUGCAUCGUCCUGGCCCUGGAGCAGCACCUCCCUGAUGAUGACAAGACGCCCAUGUCUGAGCGGCUGGAUGACACAGAACCAUACUUCAUCGGAAUCUUCUGUUUCGAGGCUGGAAUUAAGAUUGUGGCUCUCGGCUUUGCCUUCCACAAAGGCUCCUACCUGAGGAAUGGCUGGAACGUCAUGGACUUUGUCGUGGUGCUAACAGGCAUCUUGGCCACCGUCGGGACGGAGUUUGACCUACGGACACUGAGGGCGGUUCGUGUGCUGCGGCCACUCAAGCUGGUGUCUGGAAUCCCAAGUUUACAAGUCGUCCUGAAGUCAAUCAUGAAGGCGAUGAUCCCUCUGCUGCAGAUCGGCCUACUCCUGUUUUUUGCAAUCCUUAUUUUUGCAAUCAUAGGGUUAGAAUUUUAUAUGGGAAAAUUUCAUACCACCUGCUUUGAAGAGGGGACAGACGACAUCCAGAGUGAGUCGCCAGCUCCGUGUGGGACAGAGGAGCCCGCCCGCACCUGCCCCAACGGGACCAAAUGUCAGCCGUACUGGGAAGGGCCCAACAACGGCAUCACUCAGUUCGACAACAUCCUGUUCGCUGUGCUCACUGUUUUCCAGUGCAUCACCAUGGAAGGCUGGACUGAUCUCCUCUACAAUAGCAACGAUGCCUCAGGGAACACUUGGAACUGGUUGUACUUCAUCCCCCUCAUCAUUAUCGGCUCCUUUUUUAUGCUAAACCUUGUGCUGGGUGUGCUAUCUGGGGAGUUUGCCAAAGAAAGGGAACGUGUGGAGAACCGGAGGGCUUUUCUGAAGCUCAGGAGACAACAGCAGAUUGAACGUGAGCUCAAUGGAUACAUGGAGUGGAUCUCAAAAGCAGAAGAGGUGAUCCUUGCAGAAGACGAAACCGACGUGGAGCAGAGACACCCUUUUGAUGCUCUGCGGAGAGCUACCCUGAAGAAAAGCAAGACGGACCUGCUCAACCCUGAGGAGGCCGAGGACCAGCUGGGUGACAUUGCGUCUGUGGGGUCUCCUUUUGCCAGAGCCAGCAUUAAAAGUGCCAAGCUGGAGAACUCAACUUUUUUUCACAAAAAGGAGAGAAGGAUGCGUUUCUACAUCCGCCGCAUGGUCAAAACUCAGGCCUUCUACUGGACCGUGCUCAGUCUGGUAGCCCUCAACACGCUAUGCGUCGCCAUCGUCCACUACAACCAGCCCGAGUGGCUCUCCGACUUCCUCUACUAUGCAGAAUUCAUUUUCUUAGGACUCUUUAUGUCCGAAAUGUUUAUAAAAAUGUAUGGGCUCGGGACGCGGCCUUACUUCCACUCUUCCUUCAAUUGCUUUGACUGUGGGGUCAUCAUUGGGAGCAUCUUUGAAGUCAUCUGGGCUGUCAUAAAACCUGGUACAUCCUUUGGAAUCAGCGUGUUACGAGCUCUCAGGUUACUGCGUAUUUUCAAAGUCACAAAGUACUGGGCAUCUCUCAGAAACCUGGUUGUCUCCCUCCUCAACUCCAUGAAGUCCAUCAUAAGUCUGUUGUUCCUCCUCUUCCUGUUCAUCGUUGUCUUUGCCCUCUUGGGGAUGCAGCUGUUUGGUGGCCAGUUUAAUUUUGAUGAGGGGACUCCUCCCACCAACUUCGACACCUUCCCAGCAGCAAUAAUGACUGUGUUUCAGAUUCUGACGGGCGAGGAUUGGAAUGAGGUCAUGUAUGAUGGGAUCAAGUCUCAGGGGGGUGUGCAAGGCGGCAUGGUGUUCUCUAUCUACUUCAUCGUCCUCACCCUCUUCGGGAACUACACCCUGCUGAAUGUGUUCUUGGCCAUCGCAGUGGACAACCUGGCCAAUGCCCAGGAGCUCACCAAGGAUGAACAAGAAGAGGAGGAGGCAGCCAACCAGAAACUGGCACUACAGAAAGCCAAGGAGGUAGCAGAAGUGAGUCCCCUGUCUGCGGCCAACAUGUCUAUAGCUGUGAAGGAGCAGCAGAAGAACCAGAAGCCAGCCAAGUCCGUGUGGGAGCAGCGCACCAGCGAGAUGCGCAAGCAGAACCUGCUGGCCAGCCGCGAGGCGCUGUACGGGGACGCGGCUGAGCGCUGGCCCACCGCCUAUGCGCGCCCGCUGCGGCCCGACGUCAAGACGCACCUGGAUCGGCCGCUCGUGGUGGACCCGCAGGAGAACCGCAACAACAAUACCAACAAGAGCCGCGCGCCCGACGCGCUGCGCCCGACCGCGCGACCCCGCGAGAGCGCGCGGGACCCCGACGCGCGGCGCGCCUGGGCCGGGAGCCCUGAGCGCGCGCCUGGCCGGGAAGGCCCGUAUGGCCGCGAGAGCGAGCCGCAGCAGCGCGAACAUGCGCCCUGGGACGUGGACGCCGAGCACGUCAAGGCCGGGGACGCGCCUCGCCGCCACGUGCACCGGCCUGGGGCGGACGGGGAGCCUCGCCGUCACCGCGCUCGCCGCCGGCCCGGGGACGAACCCGAAGACAGGCCGGAGCGCAGGCCUCGUCCCCGCGAUGCCACCAGGCCGGCUCGUGCUGCUGACGGCGAUGGCGACGACGGGGAGCGCAGGCGGCGACAUCGACACGGGCCGCCAGCCCACGACGACAGGGAACGCAGGCACCGACGCAGGAAAGAGAACCAGGGCUCCGGGGUCCCCAUGUCUGGUCCCAACCUGUCCACCACCAGGCCAAUCCAGCAGGACCUGGGCCGCCAGGACUUGCCACUGGCCGAGGACCUUGACAACAUGAAGAAUAACAAGUUGGCCACCGGGGAGACUGUCAGUCCCCACGACAGCCUGGGCCACAGUGGCCUUCCCCCAAGCCCCACCAAGAUCGGGAACAGCACCAACCCUGGUCCCACCUUGGCCACCAACCCCCAGAACGCUGCCAGCCGCAGGAUGCCCAACAACCCGGGCAACCCGUCCAACCCUGGCCCCCCCAAGACCCCCGAGAACAGCCUUAUCGUCACCAACCCCAGCAGCACUCAGCCCAACUCAGCGAAGACUGCCAGGAAACCCGAGCACAUGGCGGUGGAGAUCCCCCCAGCCUGCCCGCCCCUCAACCACACUGUGGUCCAAGUAAACAAAAAUGCUAACCCAGACCCACUGCCAAAGAAGGAGGAAGAGAAGAAGGAGGAAGAGGAGGCAGACCCCGGGGAGGACGGCCCAAAACCCAUGCCGCCCUACAGCUCCAUGUUCAUCCUCUCCACCACCAACCCCCUUCGCCGGCUGUGCCAUUACAUCCUGAACCUACGCUACUUCGAGAUGUGCAUCCUCAUGGUCAUUGCCAUGAGCAGCAUAGCGCUGGCCGCCGAGGAUCCUGUGCAGCCCAACGCGCCCCGCAACAACGUGCUGCGGUAUUUUGACUAUGUUUUCACAGGCGUGUUUACCUUUGAGAUGGUGAUCAAGAUGAUCGACCUGGGCCUUGUCUUGCAUCAGGGGGCCUACUUCCGUGACCUCUGGAACAUUCUAGACUUCAUAGUGGUCAGUGGGGCCCUGGUGGCCUUUGCCUUCACGAGCAGUACACGUGGCAAUAGCAAAGGGAAAGACAUCAACACCAUUAAGUCUCUACGAGUCCUCCGGGUGCUACGACCUCUAAAGACCAUCAAGCGGCUGCCAAAGCUAAAGGCCGUGUUUGACUGCGUGGUGAACUCACUCAAGAACGUGUUCAACAUCCUGAUCGUGUACAUGCUCUUCAUGUUCAUCUUCGCCGUGGUGGCUGUGCAGCUCUUCAAGGGCAAGUUCUUCCACUGCACGGACGAGUCCAAGGAGUUCGAGCGAGACUGUCGAGGCAAGUACCUCCUGUACGAGAAGAACGAGGUGAAGGCCCGAGACCGAGAGUGGAAGAAGUACGAGUUCCACUACGACAACGUGCUCUGGGCCCUGCUCACGCUCUUCACCGUGUCCACGGGCGAGGGCUGGCCGCAGGUCCUCAAGCACUCAGUGGAUGCCACUUUUGAGAACCAGGGCCCCAGCCCCGGGUAUCGCAUGGAGAUGUCCAUCUUCUACGUGGUGUACUUUGUAGUGUUUCCCUUCUUCUUUGUCAACAUCUUUGUGGCCUUGAUCAUCAUCACCUUUCAGGAGCAGGGAGACAAGAUGAUGGAGGAGUACAGCCUGGAAAAAAAUGAGAGGGCCUGCAUCGACUUUGCCAUCAGUGCCAAGCCACUGACUAGGCACAUGCCCCAGAACAAGCAGAGCUUCCAGUAUCGAAUGUGGCAGUUCGUGGUGUCCCCACCCUUUGAGUACACCAUCAUGGCGAUGAUCGCUCUCAACACCAUCGUGCUAAUGAUGAAGUUCUACGGAGCCUCUGUGGCCUAUGAGAACGCCCUUCGAGUGUUCAACAUUGUCUUCACCUCCCUCUUCUCUCUUGAGUGUGUGCUGAAAGUCAUGGCUUUUGGGAUUUUGAAUUAUUUCCGUGAUGCCUGGAACAUCUUCGACUUUGUGACUGUUCUGGGCAGCAUCACAGACAUCCUCGUCACCGAGUUUGGGAAUCCGAAUAACUUCAUCAACCUGAGCUUUCUCCGUCUCUUCCGUGCCGCCCGACUCAUCAAACUCCUUCGGCAAGGUUACACCAUCCGCAUUCUCCUCUGGACCUUCGUGCAAUCCUUCAAGGCCCUACCAUAUGUCUGUCUCUUGAUCGCCAUGCUCUUCUUCAUCUACGCCAUCAUCGGGAUGCAGGUGUUUGGCAACAUCGGCAUUGACGGGGAUGACGAGGACAGCGACGAGGACGAGUUCCAAAUCACUGAGCACAAUAACUUCCGGACCUUCUUCCAGGCGCUCAUGCUCCUCUUCCGGAGCGCCACCGGGGAAGCAUGGCACAACAUCAUGCUCUCGUGCCUCAGUGGGAAGCCGUGCGACAAGAACUCCGGGAUCACCGCGGCCGAGUGUGGCAACGAAUUUGCGUACUUCUACUUCGUCUCUUUCAUCUUCCUUUGCUCAUUCCUGAUGCUGAAUCUCUUUGUUGCUGUCAUAAUGGACAACUUCGAGUACCUCACGCGAGAUUCCUCCAUCCUGGGCCCCCACCACCUGGAUGAGUACGUGCGUGUCUGGGCCGAGUAUGACCCUGCUGCCUGCGGCCGCAUUCACUAUAAGGACAUGUACAGUUUAUUGCGAGUAAUAUCGCCCCCUCUCGGCUUAGGCAAGAAAUGUCCUCAUAGGGUUGCUUGCAAGAGACUCCUGCGGAUGGAUCUUCCUGUCGCAGACGACAACACAGUGCACUUCAACUCCACCCUCAUGGCUCUGAUCCGAACAGCCCUGGAUAUCAAGAUUGCCAAGG